Xyrichtys novacula (pearly razorfish) is the source of this 4577-nucleotide messenger RNA. The record is from the annotation of a GenBank genome assembly. NCBI's taxonomy places the organism in Eukaryota, Metazoa, Chordata, Actinopteri, Labriformes, Labridae.
AUGUUGGCGGGUGUGAUUAUUUUGAUGUUCAUGCUGCUGAGGAUCUGUGCAGCUGAUCUUUGCAACUGGAGCGGGAGGUGAGGAACUUCAGAAUCAGGCUAUUUCAUGCCAAAGUAGAGAUAAUUCAAAUGCACAGAGAUGCGGGCUGAUUGGUCACUUUGAAAUAAUGCUUUAAGUGAUUUUUGUUUGUUUUUCAGUCACAGAGGAUUACCUAUUCUUAAUCUCAACAGGAUCUAAUCUGAAUUUUGAAAAAUAGGAAGCUACAGACUUGCAAAAACUUUGACAAAUUGGACCUUUAAAGCCUCAAAAAUCCAGAGUAGAUUAAAGAAAAUAUUCGAUGCAGAUAAUCAGCCUCUAUACCCGCAGAUUUGUGUUGCUUUUUUGCAGAAAGGCCUAUAUGAAAUAACCCAAUAAAAGCCAAAACUUAGCUUAUCAUAUCUUCUACCUCCUGAUCCUGCUGAUCAAUGAUAUAAAUUAGCUCAUAAAUUGGUAAAUUAAUUUAAACAUAAUGAAACAUCCAGAGGAAUCCUUAAAGAGUGUAUUUGCAUACAUCGGUAACAGGCCCACCUCUGUUUUCUCAGCGGGUUCGCAGCGGACGUGGACUCCAGAAUCGUCCUCCAGGUGCGCCUGCGCUGCACAGAGGGCUCGGUGCGGUGGGUUUACCCGGGUCAGGCUCUCCGGGUGGUCCUGGAGCCCAACUUGUCCUCCGCCCGGCGCACCACCGCCUGCAUCAAACCGUCGCCCUCCUUCCGCGGAGCCAGCGUCUUCAUCGAGCGCUCCGGGGAGCUGGAGCUGCUGGUCCCGGACGCCGGGCGGCCUGAGCGGCAGCAGGUGUUCUGUUUCCGGGCGGACGGUCCUCGCAGGCCCGCUAUCUACCUCCAGUCUAGCCCGGGGGUCGAUGGAGCCUGGAGCAGACGUACUAUAGGCUUCAGAUACGAGCUGCUGGGGAACAGGAGCGCUGCGGACAAUCUGGGCCUGGGUGGGCUUCAGGGUGAGUAGACCGGGUUCCACUGGAGGCCCCUCAGUCAGACAUCUGGUGAACCUGUGACAUGGAUGGAUAUGACAGUUUAUUAGCCACAGAAAUCAGCUGUUUUCAGGAACAUUAUCUUGAAUAAGAAUAAAAGAUGGAGCUCGUUCAGAGUGUGAUGCCAGAAUCUUAAAAAAUGUAAAAAAUCAGCGUUUUUAGACCAUAAUGUGAAUAUUUUUGAUGCAUUUGCAGAGAUUAUCUGUAUCAGUCACUAAGUAAGAACAUGAACUGUAAAGAAAAACACUGAAUGGGACAUUUCUAAGACACAGAUGAUGAAAAAGUAUUUAAUUUACUCUUGGAAUCCCCCAUGGAGCUGUUUUGGGGCCCACCCUUUUUUAGUUUGUGAUUAAGGACUCACUACACACCUUGAAAUAGGCCUUCAGAUUUACAACAAUGACUCAGAUAUACAUGCACAGUUGGAGAUAUACCGAAUAAACUCCCCAGCUCAGCUUGGAGACUCUUGACACAAACAUAGAAAACUAAGAUCAACCGUUUUUACAUUAAAGAGUUUCCUCCAUGUCAGAUUUAAAGGUGAACUUCUUGAGCAGGUCACAGAUGAAGUAUCUAGAGUUCAUUUAAGGUCUUUAGUUAAAUUUUAAAAGCCGUGUUUAAAAGAUUUGCCAGAGGAUUACAACUAAUCUUUGUUGUUUUGAGAUAAGAAACAGCUUCACACUCGAUCCUGCUCUUUUGUUUUUGGGCGCAAACGAACUUGUAACCAGAUCCCUGGAGUACUCUGAUCCUGGGCCUUGAAAAUCUUGGAUAAAGAGCCGAUUGGGUUUUGAUUUUUAUUGAUUUUAAUGAUGCUAUAGUGAAAUUGCAAACAGAAAGACUAGAGAGCUGCAACAGAUCAGCUUCAAGUGAUGACUGUGAAGCUUAAAGGGAUAUUCUAGCGUAAAACUAAUUUAGGGUCUAAUUUGGGAAUAUCCCUUUAAAUCUGAUCAUUUCUCUGCAAAAGACGUAAAAUCCUAAACACUGAGAUUGAAACAAACUAAAAGUUCCUGACUGUAGCUUUAAAAACCUUCAUAAAAGUGCCCUUAUUAAAAACUUGGCAUCAAAAUUUCACAUAUAAUUUAAGAGUCACAUGUUGUGUAAUUGAAAUCAAAAGGAGCGGUCUGUCCUAAUUCCUGAAAAAAUCAGCGGUUGGUUAAUUACUGACAGUGGUCGUGCUGAGUGGAGCAUGCAGCUGCUGGUCAGUCUUGUGUUUUGUCUGGAUGUCUGGUUUCCAUCGGGGGGGACAAAGCAGCGAGAGCAGAGCAGACCUCAGGGUGGCUUGAGGGCACCGGGCCGAGGGGUCUGAAUCAAGUCUGCAAAUACUUCAGAGAUUCCACACAUGCCUUCUCAUUGUGCAUGUCUGUUUAUUAGCAUUUAUCCAUGUGUGCGGGCCUCUCUCUGUCACUCCGGGUCCAUAAUAGACAUCUGCUGGUUCAUCGUUUCGGCAUUGCCAGUUCGGCAGAAGAAUUUGACUCCUGCAGUCCACAGCGUUGGCACGGGGGUCACUCAAUUAGGUGGAUACAAUAGGAGUCAAACACAGAGGUCAAGAUGAGUGAGAGGCCGUUUGAUGUGGUGGGUAGAAGACUUAAAGGAGCGGCAUUCCUCCUUCUCAGUCCUGGUUUCUUCACUCUUGGACGUGAAUGGAGACAGAUUUUAGGUCGGCGGUUUGGGGAGGAGAAGGUGUCAAUCACAGAGCGACUGGAAUUUAGGACCAAUGCAUCAUAAAUGUCUCUGAUAUGUGCGCCAAAAAACUUCUUCUUCUCUUCUUACAGAUUCCUGCCAACCCUGCAAUGAUUCAGAGCUCCUCAUGGCCGUCUGCAGCAGUGACUUCGGUGAGUACAUUGUGCAUGAUCCUGCACUCUUAAAAAAGUUGGGUAAAAAACAACCCAAUUUGGGUAGUUUCCCAACCCAGCACUGGUUAAAUAUUGGACAGAACGUAUGCUGAGUUAAUUUUACUCAACUAAUAGGGUUGGUUCACUUAACCCAACAAUUGGGUUGUUCAUAUAACCCAACUAAGGGUUCACAAUAACUACUAAGCUGGGUACUUUAAACCCAGCAUGUUGGGUUGUUAAUAUUUAGGUCUAUGGCCUCUCCGACCACCACCACACAACACUCACAAUCAUACACCAGUGGAGAACACACACUGGGAGCAAGGCGGGUUAAGUGUCUUACCCAAGGACACAACAGACAGACUUGGGAUAGGGGGAAAUCAAACUGCCAACACUCUUAAAACCCCAAUACCAGGGUUAAAAAGGGACCGACUAUUUAUUGGGUUCUUUUGACCCAGAAUGUUGGGUUAUUCAAAUUAACCCAUAUUUUGGGUUGACUCAAUAACCCUUUUUAAGGGUCAAGUUAACCCAAUGUUUGAGUUAAUUUGACUCAUGAUCUUGGGUUAAAUUGAUAUAUGCAUUUGUGGAGCUAUAUGCUUUUGCAACCUAUACCUUAUUUUUCCAUGUACUUUCAUCUAACCGAUUGUAGGCCAUAGCGCUAAGGGUCUUGCCUAAGGACCCACACUGGUAGAUGACGUCCGCUCCUUACAGAUGUGUCUCAUGUGGGAUUUAAACCCCAACCUCCUAGUUUGGACCCAGACGCUCUACCCGCUGAGCUACCCCAGUCACCCAACAUUUAUUAGGUUACUCUCAAAAAAAUAACCCAUAAUUAUUAAUCCAUUCAAAAAACCCUCAAAUUGGGUUACAAUAGAAUCCAUAUAACUCAAGAAAUGGCUAUUGAUCUGAAAAAUUACCCAGAAAUUCAACUCAACACGUAUAACCCAGGAAUUGGGUUGAAGAAAUAACCAAGAGUUUUUAAAGUGAACCUUCCGGUUAUUGGACGACCGCUCUAACUCCUGAGUUACUGCCGCCCCUUAACAAAAGUCAUCCAUCGUUGGUUCAUAUCAACCUGAGACAUCAAGACAGAGAGUCCAUUAAAGCAGUAGUUCAACAUUUCUGACCACACCACACAACAGCUAACCCACUGUGUUGGGUAGUCCACAACAAACCAACAAAACUAACAGCUAAUAACUCUGUUCCCAACAUAAAUAACCUUGCAAACUGGGUACUCAGAAUACCCAACUCCAUGAAAAUAAUGCAAAUAAAUUGACCAACAGGCUCAACCUGGUAGUUGGGUUGAAAAAACAACCCAUCAUUUUUCUGUGUGUGCUCUCCAUGAUCAUCAUGAGUUUUCUCUCCAUGAGUUAAAGUUCCUUGUUUGUUUUUUUUUAGUGCUUCGAGGCUCCAUCAAGAGCGUCACCCACGACUCUGAGCGUCAGACAUCCCUGGUGGAGGUCUCGGCGGCGCGGGUGUACCGGCAGCGUAGUGGAGUGUUUGAGCAAGAACUGCCUGACUCUGGAUCAUCCGCAUCAGUCCCGACAUGGCGUGGACACAUCCACACACGCCUGCAGUGCCACGUAAAGCCCGGGGACGGGGAGUUCCUCUUCACAGGGUCAGAACACUUUGGGGAAGCUUGGUUAGGGUGUGCCCCACGAUUCAAAGACUUCCUGUCCGUGUAUCAGACCGCCUGGGCAGCGCGUCAGAAUUCUUGUGACUUCCCUUUGAACUGA